AUAACCAAAGAAAAACUAAAAAACAAUCGAAAAAAAUAAUUAUAAUCAUACACAUCACUUGAAUUCCAAAUAAUUUAUUUCAUAAAGUAAAACUAAUUCCUGACUUCUCAUUUUUAAUGAAGAUUAGUCUAUAAUUAUCAAUAAUUUAACUAAAUAAAUUAACGAAACACCCAUAAAAAAAAACAAUUUUCUGAUUAUCAACAAGAUAUAAAAUGGAGGAAAAAGAUAAAAAGGAAAAGAGAGAGGAAUACAAGUGUGAAAUAGAAUUAACCUCAGAGAAAUUUGUAAUUAUCUUUAUAUAUAUCAGGAAUAACUUCCAAAAAAGUUGAUUUAAAUUAAACUAAUGAUGAAAGUGUAGGGAGAGUCUAAAGACUCAGUGAGUAGCAGGAGAUUUCUUCCCUUUUUGUUUUCUUUUCUUUCCAUUUAUAUAAGUAAACCAUGUCAAAAUAUAAAGAAUAGAUGAACGUCUGAAUUCGGGCGGAUCCUCUAGUCUCAUAAAAUGGAGUGCUUAGAUUUGGUAUAUGGAAAAAACCUCUUGAGAAGGCAACCCCAAAUUUCUUUCUUUCUUUCUCACUCUCCAUAAACCACAGCCAUUAAAACCAAACCACAACUUCAAACCAAUUACUCCAUCAAAAAAGCCCAUCAAAACAAACGUUACUUCAUUCCAAAAGACAGAAAAAAAACAAGAAAAAAGAAAAAGAAAAAGAAAAGAAAGAAAGAAAGAACAGCCUUUCUUCCCACAUACUCUCUGUCUUCCCCCUGAUCUGUAACCAUGAAGAGCAUGGAUCACCAACUACGCUCACAAUCAAAGGCUUCUAUCAAGCUCAUCAAUGGCCAAAUAAUUCACUGCCAUAACUUCAUCUUCUAUUUCUUCCUCUUCGGGUGUGGCAUAGCCUUUGUUUUAACUCUCAGUUUCUAUCUCAAAGACAUUUCCUUCGUCAACUUUCAACUCAACCAAAGCUCUCUAUCCAACUCCUCAUUUUCUCUCAUCUCUCCUUCUCCUCUUUCACUACCUUCCACUUCCAAUGAUGAAACAACUCCGAAAGCUCGAAUCGGUCUAAAAGGGUUCCUGACACCGCCUAAUGUUUCUCAUGAUAUGGAAGAUGAGGAGCUCUUAUGGAGAGCAUCAAUGGCCCCUCGUGUUCUUGAAUUUCCAUUCAAACGUGUUCCAAAGAUUGCAUUCUUGUUCUUGACAAGAGGCCCUCUGCCUUUUGCUCCUUUGUGGGAAUUGUUCUUUAAGGGUCAUGAAGGCUUUUAUUCAAUAUAUGUCCAUUGUAAUCCAUCUUUCAAUGGUUCGUUGCCGUCUCCAAAUUCUGUAUUCCAUGGCAGAAUGAUCCCAAGCAAGGAGGUGCAAUGGGGAAUGUUUACAAUGGUUGAAGCUGAGCGACGCCUAUUAGCGAAUGCUUUGUUGGAUUUCUCUAACCAACGUUUUGUUCUCCUUUCGGAGUCUUGCAUUCCCCUAUUCAACCUCUCUACAAUUUACCAUUACUUAAUGGGUUCAAAAAAAUCUUAUGUAGAAGUUUACGACUUAUCGACUUCAGUUGGCCGUGGCCGAUACAAUCCUAGAAUGAGACCUACGGUUCGACUCAGUCAAUGGCGAAAAGGCUCUCAGUGGUUUGAGAUGGAUCGCAGUCUCGCAAUCGAGGUAGUAUCCGAUAGGAAAUAUUUUUCGACAUUUCGAAAAUUAUGCAAAGGUUCAUGUUACAGCGACGAACAUUAUUUGCCAACACUUAUUAAUAUCAAAUUUUGGAAAAGGAAUACAAAUAGGACUUUGACAUGGGUUGACUGGUCGAAGGGUGGGCCCCAUCCUAAUAAGUUUGGAAGACUGAGUGUCACUGAAGAAUUCUUGGAGAGGCUAAGGAAAGGAUUUGUAUGUACUUACAAUGGGAAGACAAGUCAUAUUUGCUUCUUGUUUGCAAGAAAAUUCAUGCCUAACGCUUUGGAUAGAUUGUUGAGAUUUUCUCCUAAGAUUAUGCAAUUUUAGUUCAUUUCCUUUUU
This is a messenger RNA of Ricinus communis (castor bean), 1998 nucleotides long. RefSeq names its product glycosyltransferase BC10. The coding region runs from base 773 to 1984 and encodes 403 amino acids. Gene Ontology annotation, molecular function: glycosyltransferase activity. NCBI's taxonomy places the organism in Eukaryota, Viridiplantae, Streptophyta, Magnoliopsida, Malpighiales, Euphorbiaceae. The record is from RefSeq and is a predicted model, not a curated record. Gene Ontology annotation, cellular component: membrane. The transcript is spliced from 2 exons.